Molecule: messenger RNA, 5453 nt
Organism: Alligator mississippiensis (American alligator)
Lineage: Eukaryota; Metazoa; Chordata; Crocodylia; Alligatoridae
Gene: TOMM70
Product: translocase of outer mitochondrial membrane 70
Exons: 12
Coding region: 26-1819 (597 amino acids)
Molecular function (GO): protein binding
Source: RefSeq, a predicted model, not a curated record
GGGCGGUGUGAGCGCAGCGCGGGUCAUGGCCGCCUCGAAGCCCGUGGAGGCCGCGGCGGUGGCGGCCGGGGGAGGCGGGCCUGGGACGGGCGCGGGGCCGGGCCCGGGCCCAGCGGGGCUGCCGCGCUGGCAGCUGGCCCUGGCGCUGGGGGCGCCGCUGGUGCUGGGCGCGGGCGCGCUCUACCUGUGGGGGCGGCGGCGGCGGGCAGCCCGCGGCGGCGGCGGGAAGGGCCCCAGCGAGAGAAAGACGCCGGAGGGCAGGGCCAGCCCGGGGCCCGGCGGCCUCCAGCCCGACGGGCCCGGUCACGACGAGAUGAGCCCUCUCGAUAGAGCCCAAGCAGCAAAGAACAAAGGCAACAAGUAUUUUAAAGCAGGAAAAUAUGAGCAAGCCAUUCAGUGCUACACAGAGGCUAUCAGUUUAUGUCCCCCUGAGAAAAACCUUGAUCUCUCCACUUUCUACCAGAACAGAGCUGCUGCAUAUGAACAACUGCAAAAAUGGAAAGAGGUGGCACAAGACUGCACAAAGGCUGUUGAACUUAAUCCUAAAUACGUGAAAGCACUCUUCAGACGUGCAAAGGCACAUGAGAAACUAGACAACAAGAAGGAAUGUUUAGAAGAUGUCACUGCAGUCUGUAUUUUAGAAGGUUUCCAAAACCAGCAAAGCAUGUUAUUAGCUGAUAAAGUUCUAAAACUCCUUGGAAAAGAAAAGGCUAAAGAGAAAUAUAAGAACCGGGAGCCUCUAAUGCCCUCACCCCAGUUCAUCAAAUCUUACUUCAGCUCCUUCACAGAUGAUAUAAUUUCCCAGUCUCUGCAUAAGGGUGAGAAAUCUGAUGAAGAUAAGGACAAAGAGGGGGAGGCCUCGGAUGUCAAAGAAAACUCUGGAUAUUUAAAGGCAAAGCAAUACAUGGAAGAAGAAAACUAUGAUAAAAUAAUCAGCGAGAGCACGAAAGAAAUUGAAGCAAAAGGCAAAUAUAUGGCAGAAGCUUUGCUGCUGCGAGCUACUUUCUACCUGCUUAUUGGCAAUGCAAAUGCUGCCAAACCUGAUCUGGAUCAGGUUAUCAGUAUGGAAGAUGCUAAUGUAAAGCUCCGUGCUAAUGCCUUGAUCAAACGUGGCAGUAUGUACAUGCAGCAGCAACAACCUAUGCUGUCCACCCAAGACUUCAACAUGGCUGCUGACAUUGAUCCUCAGAAUGCUGAUGUUUACCAUCACAGAGGACAGCUGAAAAUCCUACUAGACCAAGUUGAAGAGGCUGUGGAAGAUUUUGAUGAAUGCAUUCGAUUGCGACCUGAUUCUGCCUUGGCACAAGCACAAAAAUGUUUUGCGUUGUAUCGCCAAGCCUAUACAGGAAAUAAUCCUUUGCAAGUGCAAGCAGCCAUGAAAGGUUUUGAAGAUGUCAUCAAAACAUUUCCCAGGUGUGCUGAAGGUUAUGCACUCUAUGCUCAGGCACUAACAGACCAACAGCAGUUUGGGAAGGCUGAUGAAAUGUAUGAUAAAUGCAUUGACCUUGAGCCAGACAAUGCUACUACAUAUGUUCAUAAAGGUUUACUUCAACUUCAGUGGAAGCAGGAUCUAGACAAGGGCUUGGAGCUCAUAAGCAAGGCCAUUGAAAUCGAUAACAAAUGUGACUUUGCAUAUGAAACAAUGGGAACGAUUGAAGUGCAAAGAGGCAAUCUAGAUAAAGCCAUUGAAAUGUUCAACAAAGCUAUCAACCUGGCCAAAUCUGAAAUGGAAAUGGCCCACCUCUACUCGCUCUGUGAUGCUGCCUAUGCCCAGACAGAAGUCGCAAAGAAAUACGGAUUGAAACCGCCUACGUUAUAAAGAAACAAGAGGAGGAAAUAACCUUUUUAAGUAAAGUUGCCCAGUUCAACCUAGCCCCAAAGACACUGUUGCAAACCAUGAUGAAUGGUGGAACUUAGAUUUUUCCUUUUCGUGAUGUUGUCAUUUGUUACCUCUGUUCAAUGUUUAGGUGUUGUGGGAGUGGCUGUCCCAGGAAGAAUGCCAUAUUGCCGCUUGUUCCCUCUGCAGCCGAAACAAUAAAGCCUCUCAAGGGAAAUCAAGCUGCAGGGGAACAAACAAAAAGUUAUUUUGGCCAUGCAAAUAAAAACAUUAUGUUGGUUCCUUCUGGGUGGUGAUAUUGUUGGCGAUUUUUGCUUUAUCGAGAUACAAUUUUACAGCAUGUUUUUCUGUUGAUUUUAAACUUAAUACUAGCUAGUGCUGUAAAAUAGGUUUCUUUUUAUACACAAUCCCUAAGGGUUGAUUUUAGUUUUGCAAAAGAAAAAAACCUUAAUUUACAAAUCUGUUUACUAGUAGGGUUUUUCUAAAAAAGUCAAUAGAUGUGAAGAGAAACCCUGUAAAUAUAUCCAAGCAUGCAGUCUUUCCUUGAAACCCUUACUGCCCUCUGCAUACUGUUUAGAAAUAGUCCUGUGGCAGCUAUUAACAGACUUUGAUCACCUGUACCCUCUCCCCAAAAGUGCUAUCAUACUGUUUGUGAGAGCUCUUUAAAAAAAAAAAAAAAAAAGCUUUCCAAGUCAACACUACUUCACCAUAGGUAUUACUGAAAGGCAAGGCCAUUGCUCUCUGUUGUUCUUAUGUCUUUAAAACCAUUGGGAACUGUUAAAAGUCUGAGUGGUUCAAAGAAACUUUCAGGAGACUGAAGUCUCCCUGAGGCUUUAAACUGCCAAGGUUGGGGUUGUGUGUGUUUGACCUCUACUGUUGAGAUUUGUUGCAUUUAAUUGCUGUAGCAGGUAUGGAAAAAACUUUAAACUAGGGUUUUUCUAACUCCAGCCAGUGUGUUCUUGUUCUGCUUCCUCCAAAUUGUCCUUUGCAGGUGAGCUGAGAUAAGGAGCAAAGCCCAGUAAUGGAUAUGGGAUCUUAACUGAUGUUCUUGAUUUGCAGAACUGUCUUUGCUAAAACUACAGAUACUGUCUAAUGUGAUGUUCAACUACCAGCAUGUUCCUUAUCGGUGACUUGCUCAACACUAAGCCUUUCUGUGAUGGAAUUUUACAGAGAGCUUUUUCUGCUAUUUUGGGGUAACCUGUUACUCUUUGCUUCUAGAAUCAUUCUGUGACUGCCUUCCCCUGGCUUUGUGGGAUUGUGAGGAGCUCCUGACGUCCUGCAAAGGCUUAAUUUGUGUCCAUUUAGAUUUCCUGCUUGUAUUCUGGGCCUUCUCUCCACUCCAAAUUUUGGAAAUUAUGUGUUGAUUUGCUAAUCUAUUACAUCCCUUACAGAAGUGAACUCGGUAAGUGUGAGACUUUGGCACACGAGUUCUAAUGCCUAACAGUGGCAAGCUGUAUUUUUAACUUGGCCUCAUUGGCCAGGGAUGCAGGGACAGACAGUGGCUUAAACUUUCCAUUUUAUGCCCAGCUCAGGAAGUCCUAAGCUCCUGAAGCAGCAAUGUUGUGUGGAGUGGAAGAUGUUUAAGACACAGUCUCUCUCAGAGGACGCUGCAGUUAUUGAGUGCUGGGCCUGCCGUGGAACUUGCAAUUGCUGACUCUCUUACUUGAGAACGACCGUAUGUCAAAUUCACAGAAAUUACUCAAAACUUUGACUGUAAUAUGUCCUGUUCCCCAAAAGGGUUUUUAUUCGCAUGGCCUUAUUGAUGCCAUUGUUGUUUCUCCUCUUCUUUCCCUCAAAGAUUAAGGAAACAAAACAAGCAUGUGCUGUCUAAUCCUAGCAUUCCAAAUCAUCACGGACUAUUGCCUGUUCUUGAAAUAGUUUGAAACUGCACUGAAAGAUGCAUUUGUCUGUAAUUUUUUUGUAAAUGACAUCACCUGUAAAGUCAACAAAUAAAUAUUACAUUCAAGUGUCUCUAUCUCAACAUAUGUAAGAUGAAGUGUUGGCAGAAGAUUGCAAAUGGCAUCAGUGGAAGUGGCAUAGACCUCCAGUUGUGUGUGGACAUUAGAGGCCACUGUGAAUCUAGAAGUUGAUUAUGAAUGCUUGAGUAGCCACUGCUCCUUUUCUACCUUCUCCUGCUUAAUCUUCCAAAUGCUGACAAGGUGCAAGCUUAGAGUGAACAGCCCAACACUGAGUGAGGUGGUGUGAGAAAGCAGUAGAGCAGCGUGUAGAAGAGGAAUUGGAGCAGCUGGCCAUCACUCCCUGGCAGAGUAGAUGUUAGUUUGCUGUAGGAAAAAGCCUGGCUCCUAAGAAUUGUCUUCAUGCCAGGAGUACUGCAUAAGAACUCACAAACACCCCUGUUCAAUAAUGAGUGUGAGAGAAACGCAAGGAGUUAACAUUAUUGCUGCUAUUUAAAAAAACAACAAAACAAAAAAACCCUAGUGAAAGAAUGUAGAGCUAGUACAACAGACUAGCCUUAGGCCUGAUGCUGUGAGAAGCAGAUCCCUCAAUAACCAACCAUAUACCUUCAUCCUAUGAAGAAAACCCUGCAGCUUGUGUUCCCAAUCAGAUGCUUACAGCGUGCCAACAGUUUGCAAGGUGCACAAAUGGUAAUUUGAAGUUAUGACUUCAGUCAGCAGGAUCUGAACCCAGACUUCCAAAGGUGAACGAGUGCAGCAGGUACUAGCCUUCAAAACUGUAUGGUGUAACCAGUCAGCAGUUGGUCUGGAUUCUACACUGGGGAGUGCUGGGAACAGCUGAACUAGUAAACAGCUCAGACUAGGCCUCCCAGCAGUGCUGAUACCAAUGUUCCUGCCCCCUGUCCAACUGCAGUACCUGCCAUCUCGCUUUGCUGUUCCUAGAGAAUGUAUUCAUAUGGGUUGUGCUUUGGGAAAUAUUUAUGUUCUGUUGUUGAUAGAUUUUCUAUAUUUAUAGAAUGCUGGUGCAUAUGGAAAGAGCAAUUACUUAAAGUGCCUGCCUUCUGUCAACACAGUAGUGACUGCUUUAACUACUAAGGAGCCUAGGGAUGAUGUCUAAUUUGACAAACACAAAACCCUCUUGGCCUCCCUUGGAGGUGAGUUCAAGCUAUAGCAAGACCUGAUGUAAUGAGGUAUUUGGGGGUGGAUUUGAGUCAUUUAAUCAACUUUGCCCAUUUGGGACUUAUGCCAAGGUGGAAUCACAUCUCUCCGUUUGAUGCUUCAGGACUAAACAGCCUCUUACUCAAAGCAAACUUUCUUCUCAGCUUAUCCCUCAUUGUAAAUGCUGUUUUAUUAUUUUAAAAACCAACAUUUGGACCGUUCAUCAGCAUCCCACAUUUUUUUUUUUUUUUUUAAUCCUCCAAAGGCAAGUACAUUCUGGUUAAAACUUAGUUGCAUAUAAAACUAUUCUGGGGAAAAAUAUUAGUUAGACAUGUUUUUUGGAAAACUGAAUCUAAUAUAAAACUACUGUAUUUUAUAAUUGGGCCUAGCUAGGGUUGACUUAAUGCUAACUGUUGGCUGCAAUAGGCGCCAAUCUACUGAAGCUACUGUGGCUGGCCGUGAGCCUUCUUGGAAAUUUAUUAAAGACAUAAACAGUCGAUUGUUGUUUUUUUUCAACUAAUAAAUUUUCAUUUCAUCUCUCA